AUGAGCUGAUCAUAACAGCACCGUCUAAUUUAAUAUGAGUAAAGGAAAUCAUGAAGUGUCAUGAAGUAAACUUACUGUCUAAUUCUGAGACUCCUUCAAACUGAUCAAGCAUCUUGACUGAUGUGAACCAGAAGUCAAAUGCAGAACGGAGAAUAAUGGCUGAAAUCAAAAGUGGAUGAAUCUCACAUGGACAAUCCAGUGAAGCAGCAAUUUUCUUUUAAUAACUCAUAAUUGCCACCUGAUUCAUCAUCUGCCCGCUUCACCAGCCCUAUUUAAACGGAGCUGCUGCUGGCCCCAGGUGCGAGAGGAAGCAUCACGGGCAAUGCUCAGGUUAUUGACCGCCAGGCUGAAUUCACCGGGUUUGUUUUCAGCAUGAAGAUCUUCCUGCUCGUUCUCCUGCUGUUCUCUGCUUUGUCAGAUAUUUUGUGCCAAAACCUCAGUCCUGAUGAGGAAAACUGGACGAGCGACAGGUAUCCAGACCAGAUAAAUGUGCUGGAGUCUGACCUACAGACGAUGUUAGAAAAGGUCAGCCGGGCACCUGGACUACAACAGGUUUUCAGUCUAAUGGGGAAAAGAUCAUCUGCAAAAUCACAGAUAACACGAAGACGGCAGAAGUUCCAGACUUUUGUGGGUUUAAUGGGAAAACGGAAUGCGGUUGAUCCAGGUUCGUUUCUCUUUUCUUUUUCCGCAUGCAUACAUCUCUCACGACGUUGUUAAAUGACAUUUUUUUCCUUUUAGGAUCCUGACGAGCGCUGCGUUGAAGCUUUUAACAUGAGCAGCAACUUUUGGUCCAAAACGUCAGGCUGAAUAAUGCUCUGUUCUGAAAUAAAUUAAUUAAUUGAGAAUAAAAACAAAGUAAUAUUUAUUUGGGAAAUUGCAUUUGGGCAUAUAUACA
This is a messenger RNA of Puntigrus tetrazona (Sumatra barb), 895 nucleotides long. Its product is annotated as protachykinin. NCBI's taxonomy places the organism in Eukaryota, Metazoa, Chordata, Actinopteri, Cypriniformes, Cyprinidae. The record is from RefSeq and is a predicted model, not a curated record. Gene Ontology annotation, biological process: tachykinin receptor signaling pathway. The transcript has 4 exons. Bases 373 to 717 code for a protein of 114 amino acids.